This is a messenger RNA of Colletotrichum destructivum, 996 nucleotides long. RefSeq lists its product as uncharacterized. NCBI's taxonomy places the organism in Eukaryota, Fungi, Ascomycota, Sordariomycetes, Glomerellales, Glomerellaceae. The record is from RefSeq and is a predicted model, not a curated record. The transcript has 2 exons. The coding region runs from base 1 to 996 and encodes 331 amino acids.
AUGAACACUUCUUACGAGUGUGGCAACAUCCGGGAUGCCCUCAAGACGGAUACCGUUUUCUUCUCCAUCGACUUCGAGACUCUGUGUCUUGAGAAACAUUGGGAGGGAGGUUAUCGCACCCAACCGAUCACCGAGAUAGGUAUCUCGGUCCUCGACACGCGCAACAUCUCAGGAUGCAAGAGCCAUGGCGAGUUUGUGCCAGGCACGGCAGCUGAGGCUCCAGGGUGCUUCCCUGGGCCGAUUGCUGUUACGCCUGUCACGCCCGCCACGCUUGUCAAGACGGCCGCGGCGGCUGAGGCUCCAGGGUGCUUCCCUGGGCCGACUGCUGCCGUGGGCCCUCUCCCAUGCCGUUCCAACCCAGGGGAUCGUGGCCUGAUUUGGCGACAGCACGUCAGUUCCAAUCACUACAUCGUCGACGACUAUAGCGACCAUUACGCCGGGAAUUGUCGGGACGUCGCCUCCGUCGAUCACAACUCGAAUUCCUACGGUUUUGCCUUCAAGUCCAGCAAGUUCGUCAAAGAGGUCAACGAGAACGCCCGGAGAAGCAAUUUGACCAGCGAGGAGAGGAAGAAGGGCGAAGGCCGCAAGAUCGUCAUCCUGGUCUGGGACUCUCGCCUGGAGGAGAAGACUUUCUGCCGUCUUGGACUCGACUACUUCUACCAACCGAACGCCGAGGUUUGGGACUUGCAGCUCCACCCGGCUUGGCGCUACUGUCUCGGAGCUGAUCGCAACCACAGAAGGGAAUCGGCCGCUUGCAAAAUGCUGGGAGUUGCGUACGAGACGGCAUGGGGAGAGAGCCUUGCACACUGUGCUGGCAACCUUGCCGCCUUCAAUGUGCAGAUAAUGCUCGCCUUGGGGACCGCCACAGCGGAGCAGAGGGAGCAGAUCAAAGCGGUCCGACCUCUUCCCAUCCUUCCUCAGUCUUGGGUUGACUAUACCCUUGCACAGGUCAACAAGCCCUGGCUGCUCCGCCGGAUGGAGGCGGGUGAGGAAUGA